Messenger RNA from Manacus vitellinus (golden-collared manakin), 3464 nucleotides. RefSeq names its product hemoglobin subunit pi. Lineage: Eukaryota; Metazoa; Chordata; Aves; Passeriformes; Pipridae. Gene Ontology annotation, biological process: hydrogen peroxide catabolic process; oxygen transport. The transcript is spliced from 3 exons. Gene Ontology annotation, cellular component: hemoglobin complex; blood microparticle; haptoglobin-hemoglobin complex. Bases 2960 to 3388 code for a protein of 142 amino acids. Gene Ontology annotation, molecular function: haptoglobin binding; heme binding; oxygen carrier activity. The record is from RefSeq and is a predicted model, not a curated record.
CCAUGCAAAGCCAGAGACAGUCACUUCCCACAGCAUGUUGUGUUCCGUAGCUGAGGGUCAUGCUUUUCCCUCCAGGCACUCUCCUGAGGAGUUUCCACAACCAUUCCCAGCACAGCUCCGAUCCUGGGGGAGCAAUGAGCUCCUUCUAGCAAACCACUGUCACCUUUUGGCUGCUCUGGCUUUUGUGAUAGUGCAAGAGUAACUCUCAGAACAAGAAUUCAAAUUCCACAAUGAUUUCAGUGAUGAUGACUCCUCCUGUGCAGACAUCACUUUAAGCAUUGUGCCUACACAGACCUUAAUCCUCCAGUCACAGAGGACCAAUGUCCAGGUUACACAGUGGGCAGCAAAACAGGAAGGAAUCCUCAGGGCCUGUGCCUUAUCCCUGUGUAUAUCUGGGUCACAGCAUUGAUUGAGUAACCCCUGAUUAAAAGCACUCUCACUGAGGAGAGCUUGGAGCACAGCCAUGGACACGCCGUGUAACAGGCAGCACUUUGGGGAGGAGACAAAAACAUUAUAUAAAUGGAUACUUCACAACAGCAUCUUUAUUUUUCAAAGUAAUCUUUCUCUGGGAAAACUGCAAGUUCUGGAAAUGUGUGUAGCAAGGGAUGAUGAAAGCCUCCUUUGGUAAUGCCAUCCAUUUAAGCUGUAUAAACUGAAUAUUGUGUUGUCCUGUGCCCUGGCUGCUGCCCAUGCUGUACUUUAAAUUGGAGACUGCACUGCUCUGCAUCUGUGUAGCCAGAGUUAGCUCCAGGUUUUCAGGGGACAUGUAUGGCAUUAUCAAAGGAAAGAUAUACAAAGAGCUCUCUGAUAAUAUUUCCUAUAGUAAUGUGACUGUUCUCCCUUGGUCUCAGGUGAGCCCCCUCUUGCAUCCCCUCUCAAAGUGAAUUAUCCAGCCCAUGGGCAGGAGGGCUGAGGAGGAGCUGUGGCACUGAACACAAUCUGAAAUUAAAUCCCAGAUGAGGUGUUGGCCUCCACAGAGGGGAUGAUAAUGCAAGAUCACCGAACCCAACGGGGCUUGCAGAUCAAGAGGCACCGAGUGCUUUGUGCCUGCCCUUUGGGGAAGUCCAGGGUUUCUCCUGAUUCAUGUGGCAGGUGGCAUGCAGAGAGGCUUAAAUUCAGAGCCCAGCACAGACUACAAGGUGUGGGUAAGAGUCCUUCUGCAAGUGCCACUUGCCCCAGGGCACGGGGGACACCAGAGGAUACAGAAGUUGCUGUCUGACCCCAUCCCUACCACUUUUCUGGUACCACUGCUUCAUUCCCAGCCGAUUCCAGGAUGCAGUGGAAGAGCCACACUCCCAGGAAAAGCAGGGUUUGUAGUGUAUGGAUCAACUCCUCCAGGCUAUGGAGUCUGCCCAGAGAAGAGAGACCUAUCACCACGUGACAGCAAAGAAGAAACUCCUGCCACACACACAACACACAUGGCUCCCACCCCAAACCCAGCACCUGCCCAGCAGCACAGCAUGGCCAUACCAUGGCUCCCAGGAGAGGCUCCAAGGCUGCUGCAUGCUCCAGGUGUGACACCCAUACUUUGGUACAGGCUGGACAUACUCCAAUCCACACAUGAUCCAAGGACCAAUAGAUCCCUAGAAGGGUUUUCCCCUAGCUGGGGAUCACCCUCUGGAGCAGUGGGGUACCACUGCUGUGAAACACAGACACAUCUUGGUGAGGAAUCUGGCUGAGACAGACCAACCUUCUCUGCUCAAGUGUGCAGGACUGUUUGGGCAGAGCACACCAUCUGACCCCUCUGACUGCACCAGCCAGCAGGGCUGCCAAUGCUCAGGGGUGACUUGUGAGGCUGCUGCAGCUUAUCAGCAUGGCAGAGAGAUUUACCUCUGCUUCAUGUGCUGGCAGGAUAUUCAAGCCCAGAAGUUCAGCAGCGACCAUUUCCAGUAGGGUAUUUCUUUGACACUUUGCCCACUUAUCUGUGAUUACAGGCUUGUGCUGGUCUUCUUUUUGCUUGUUUGGUCCUUCACCCAUCCAGUGUGCCUGUGUUCUGAUGCUACCAACCAUUUAUUAUGGGACCAGGCACUCCUGUGCAUGUCCAGCACUGGCUGUGGUGCUGAGGGCUAUUUUACAGUACCAAGGGUAAGGAACAGCAGAAUCACACAGCUAGAAAUUAAAGACAUGCAACAGGAGGCAUUUAGUGAUGAAAACAAAAAGUCUGACUGGUCUUCCUCAACACACACUUUUUUUUAGGACCAUACUCAAUUUCACCAACUCUCUUAUCCAUAGGAAACAUUACUACCACUGCUGUUAUAAUCCAUAUCAAUUGCAGAGUAGGUCUCUAAUUCUCUGUAAGAGGCUGGCAAAGUGAAGUCCUGGCAGUGAUGAAGAAAGUAGCAAAAUCUCUACUUAUUCUCACAAAAUCACUGUUUCACUGACCCUCUGAACUAUACCACAUAUCUCCUAGCCUGCCUCUACCACCACCUAGGAAUCAUUUCAUGUGAAAAAUUGUGGCACAGGGCAGCCACAUAUACUGGAAUUGUAUUAUAUGGCCCAGAAAGGCCCAGAGUCUUGUGUUCACACUUGUGAACCAAAGGAGGAAAUGCAGAUUCCUCUCCAAGCUCCUUAGUAUGCUUGAAGUCCAUAUGCUCCUCAGCUUAAAGAUGUGUCCUAACGCUUCAUCAAUGGAAUUUCCCAGCAUUAUCUCUCUGUUCAUGUAUCAAUAUGUGUCCAGACAAUUUCUUUGGGCCACACAGCUGUUUUGUUAACAAAGCAAGAAGCUGAUAAGGCCGGCGGGAGAGGAGGGCAGUGCGCUGACCCUGGCCGAAAUGGCCAUUGCUCCUCGGGGAGAUAAGUGUCUCCCGCUCCAUGGGAGGGCUCUGGAGUGACCAAUGAGUGUGGACAGGCACCAAGGUCCGCUCUCCCCUUCCCCUUUAUAACCAGGGCUGCCGGGGUGGGGAGCCCAAACCUGCUCCGAGCGGUCACUGCGAGGGACAGAGCCAGCACCUCCCGCACGAUGACGCUGACCCAAGCCGAGAAAGCCGCCGUGGUCACCAUCUGGGCCAAGGUGGCCACCCAAGCCGAUGCCAUCGGGGCAGAAUCACUGGAGAGGCUUUUCUCCAGCUACCCCCAGACGAAAACCUACUUCCCUCACUUCGACCUCAGCCAAGGCUCGGCUCAGCUUCGUGGCCACGGCUCCAAGGUCAUGAACGCCGUGGGGGAAGCCGUGAAGCACGUUGAUGACAUUCGAGGAGCUUUGGCCAAGCUCAGCGAGCUGCACGCUUACGUCCUCCGCGUGGACCCCGUGAACUUCAAGCUGCUUUCCCACUGUAUCCUGUGCUCCGUGGCUGCCCGCUAUCCCAGUGACUUCACCCCAGAAGUUCAUGCUGCAUGGGACAAGUUCCUGUCCAGUGUUUCCUCUGUCCUGACUGAGAAGUACAGAUAAAUGGCCUCCACAGAGGGUGAGGGAGGCACAUCCCAGGCUCUGGGGAAUCACCCCUUCCUAGGCAGCCCUCUCAAAU